AAGCAUUUCUUUUAUAUAUUUAUUCUAUGUCCCGAGAGUCGGACUGUCAAUUUGUCAAUUUGUUUAAUUUGUCAAUAGGGUAGUACUAAAUAGUUUUGCGCAUAUUGUAAUUGAAUUUUUAAUAUUUAUUGUUGGCUAAAAAUCCGAGAUGUUUUCAUAUUACGUUACUGAUUUGAAGCGGAUAUACUAAAGUCUUAUUUUCUCAUCAACUGAUAAAGCUGUAGUCAACAGAUGAAAAUGCCUCUUAUAGAGGGUGUUGGUGAUGAGGUGGUGCAGUUUGCUGUUGUGGUUUUGGUUGUGGUGGUGGCCAUGCUAGCCUGGUGGUCGACUAACGCAAGACCUAAUAGAUACCGGACCGUACUGGUUAUGAGAUCCCGUGCCCAUCCUGUCACUGUUAAUAUGUUGUCACGAACUAACGUAACCACGUCUCAGAACACCAAUCAGGCGUCGACAUCUACAGCUGUAGUGGCAGGUAACGUCAGUUCGAACAGUGUUACCAGAGACAAUAGAGUUAUACCACUACAGGAAAUGGACAGCAUUGUUGACGCUGAUAUGGCCAUGUUGGAUAACCAUCGGCUACACUUUUACCGCAGAAUACAUUCUCCACCGAGUAAUCAGACAACGUCCGAAAACCGUAGUGAAGAAAACGAAAGCCUCGAAGAACCGGAACCAGCGAGCAGCGAUCAGAUAAGAGAAAUGAACAGUAUCGUCAGCGCUAUGGAGGCUGACGCGCCUCCAGGAUGCACAUGUUACAGACGGAACGGUGGGGCAACACUAGUAUUAUUCUGGGAUCGGUACAUUAAACCAAAUGCCAAUAAAGAAGGACCUAAGAAGGAAGAUAAUGAAAAUAUUGAACCGACAUCUGGCAAUGGUGAACAGGAAACUGCUGGGACCUCAGUUGAUGACACUCCAGGUGAAAGCAGAAUAUUGAUCAAGCUGAAAUAUCUGAAUGAUACAUUGAAAGAAGUCGAGGGUAGUCUUGACGAGCCCCUGAAGGACUUUAAGAGACGUCAUUUCGCUGAGGAGUUGUGUUCAGAGCGCGUCGUUCGUCUGAUCUUCCGAGGGCGUGUGUUGGGUGACGAGGCCGCCACGCUGCGUGCUUGUGGUCUUCAUCACCGGGCCGUGGUCCACUGCCUCGUACAUCCAAAGAGACAGAGACCAGCGCAGCAAACGUCUAACCCUACAUCAGUGGAGGGUCAAAGUGUGGGCUCGGAGGCUGCCCCGGAACGUUCUUGGGAUUUGGAGAACAUUCUAAUGACGCUCGUCUCCAUUGCUCUUACUAUCGUAUGGUUUUUCAGGUGCGAGUAUUCGAACAUGUUCACUGCCAGCGCCAGCGUCGCUUUAUUCGGUCUGACGGUGUUUUACAGUGUUGCUAUAUUCGGUCUUUAUUUAUCCGAUUCAUUCUAUUUCGAACGACGUCCCGCGCAGCCAGUAGCGAACAACUGAAUUUAAAUUUUAGUAUCCCUAAGAAAAUUAUAUUAUGUUAUACCAUGGGCUAAAAUUACUUUCAAUAUUUUUUUUUGUAAUGUGAAAGAUUUUUAACGUAAUUCAAUAUAUAUAAUCUGCCCCAAUAACAUACUUAAUGUCGCUUUCAUAGCUUUAUGUAAAUGUCUUAAAAGAUCUUGUGAUAGAUGUAAUUUCCGGAUGUAAUACUACAAUAUUAAACAUAUAUUAGUAUAUUGAAAUGUGAAUAGUAUAAUAGUUUAUAUAGAAUUAAAUGUAAAAAUAAUGUACAACAUAAUAUCCGUUUCCGAACAAGCACAAAGUUCUCAAUUUAAUUAUUUUCAUUUGUUACAAAAUGGCGUCCAAAUAACCAUCUUGCAACAUUAGCUUGGAGACUUAUUUUUUUAUUAAGAAUAAUAGGUGUUCUUAUCUGUUACUUGCCGGCAAAACCGGGUCGCUUUUAUAAUAUCGAAAAAAUUUGUGUUAGAUUGAAUGUAAAUACUAUUACGUUAAUAUUUUUAUUUUAUUUUUUAAAUAAUGGUUAGGGUAAACUUACUCUGUUUUAUACCUUGUAUCUAUUGAUUCAUAAAUAGUUAAAAAUUGAUAGUUCAUGUUUAUUUCAGCUUAACUUUUUAUCGUUAUUUAUUUUAUAAGGUUGUAAUGAAAUAAAUUGAAAAUUUUUGA
This is a messenger RNA of Danaus plexippus (monarch butterfly), 2127 nucleotides long. Its product is annotated as transmembrane and ubiquitin-like domain-containing protein 2. Gene Ontology annotation, molecular function: protein binding. The transcript has 10 exons. The coding region runs from base 232 to 1446 and encodes 404 amino acids. Lineage: Eukaryota; Metazoa; Arthropoda; Insecta; Lepidoptera; Nymphalidae. The record is from RefSeq and is a predicted model, not a curated record.